CAAUCGACUCUUGGGAUGAAUCGAGGGGAGAACACGCAUGCGCUUCCGGAGAAGUUCGGGAGGUGGUGGUGCGCGCGCGUGCGCUCUGGAGCCUCCGAAGUCCGCCUUCGUGAUCCCAGCAUGCAAUUCGCGUGGGCCAAGAUGGCGGCGCCCGUGCAGCUCAGUAUGGCUAAAGGAGCUCUGCGGCUUUCUUUGCAGAGUGCAGAAUGUUUGCUGAAUCCCGCCCGCUUGGCUGCAUCCUCACUUGUGAUCCCAGUGAGAACGAAGAAGCGAUUUUUCAUUCCACCUUCUGUCAACCCAAAGUAUGUCACACCAGAGCAGCAACAAAUGCAUGCCAGGGCUGCGGGCAUUGUGAUCCCCUAUGAAAAGCUAGUGCGCCCUAUGAAUAUUGCCUGCACAGCUGGGAUCUUCGAUCCUUACGUCCCUCCAGAAGGAGAUGCUCGCAGUUCAUCUUUGUCGAAGGAGGGAUUGAAGCAGAGGACACAGCAGCUCAAGCAGACUGCAGCUUCCCAGUUGGCAAUCCGGAAGAUCAAAGAUUAUGACCCCAACUUCAGCACCAAAACUUUUGCAGUAACAGCCCAGGAGAUUUUUAUUGAAGCUCACAAUAGCUUGACAAACUUUGACAAACACAAGCUUCACUCUUUAGUAACAGAACGCUGUUAUCCGGACAUGGUACGUGGAAACAGAUACAAGACCAUCCGGUGGAGUUUCGUGGAGUCCCUGGAGCCCCCUCGUGUGGUUCAAGUGCGAAGUACUGACAUGGUAAACAAGGGCAACUUGUAUGGACAAGUGACAGUGCGCAUGCACACCCGGCAGACUCUAGCUAUCUAUGACCGGUUUGGCCGGCUGAUGUAUGGUGGGGAGGAGAUACCAAAGGACGUCCUGGAAUACGUUGUGCUGGAAAGACACUUGGUCAAUCCAUACGGUCCGUGGCGGUUGCAUGGCAAGAUUGUUCCAUCUUGGGCUCCCCCGAAAGACGCCGUCAUGAAGACUGUGAUGAUCCCGGGCCCACCACUGCCGCCUUCUCAGGAAUAUGAAGAGAUCAGCAUUCCACAAGCCACACCAACACAACAGACUGUGUGAUACAAAACAUGUUUAAGCGGUGGGCCGCAGGGGAUAGAAUUUCUUGUUUCUGACUGGUGGAGGUCACCCUAGAAUUGAAACAUAGUGUACUGGUCUUGAACAUGUAACAAUGUUUCAAGCUUCUUAAAGCCAGAGACCAUCCGAACUGCCCAAUCUUUGUGGCUUCUUCAGUUUUCUUCCAGAGGACAUCUAUUGCAUAUCUUCAAGUUCUUGCUGAAAUGUUGAUCAGUUAAAGAGACAGUGAAGGUAGUGCUUAAUUUUUUUAGGGAAUAAAACAGAAAGUACUGUCA
Sphaerodactylus townsendi is the source of this 1373-nucleotide messenger RNA. RefSeq names its product mitochondrial ribosomal protein L45 (gene MRPL45). Gene Ontology annotation, cellular component: mitochondrion. The transcript is spliced from 9 exons. Lineage: Eukaryota; Metazoa; Chordata; Lepidosauria; Squamata; Sphaerodactylidae. Bases 16 to 1083 code for a protein of 355 amino acids. The record is from RefSeq and is a predicted model, not a curated record.